GAAGUGCUGUUUCGAUAUCGUGCAACCCUUCCCGGCUUUCGAUCAAUUCAAUCUUGACGCCUGUCCUUUUCUUUUUAGCCGUCGAUCUCUUCAUGCCCCCUUUUUUCCUUUAUCUUCCGGUCAUUGACAAACCUGAUUGGUUUUCAUUCUUGUUCUUGAUUCACCACCAUCACCAAUUCUCGAUUUCGUUGCUCCCUCUCUCUCCCUUUCAUCCCAAGUCGUCUACGUCGCGCGUUCAAUAACGAUUUCAUUGAAUCUGAUCUCGUUCGGCCCUUCGUUCACACAUUCUUUCAUGUUCUCUUAUUGACGACUUCUUUCUCUCUUCGACGCGAUUCUCACAACUGUAGCAUUCUUUCUUUCUCUCGACUCGUUUCCAAAAUUCCCAGCACAACUCCAACAAUCAUCAACCACUCAUCACUCCAAGAACAAUCUGUAGCCACACAACAAUCUCGAGAAUAAUCACAUUUUACAACUACGAUGGACUCCAACACUUUGACACAAGCAGGAUCCUCACCAACGCGUCACGGAUUGAUUCCUUCACCAACAUACUCUGAAUCAUCAUUUACAUCAAGCAAUAGCCCAAGCCUUUGCACGCCUGAUCAUCCAAGUAUCGGUCUUCCAAACCGUGACGCGAAAAGACAAGCAGACGUUAAAGCUGCCAACGUACGAUUCAUGACAGCUACUUCGGGAAACAAUGGUAAUGGAAAUAUGACUGAUGGUUUAUCCCAUCAAGAUAUGGCUGGAAACGGUCUAGCUGCUGCUUUGGAUUUCUCAAAGCAACAACAAUCAGAUCAACAACAACCAUCCCCAUCACCAUUGACAAAGAAAGCAGGACAUAAACGCAACCUUUCUGCAGCCAGAAGACAUAGCAUUCAAACAUUGAUGCCUGGAGAUGAAGAUAACAAUGCAUCACCCGCUUUGAUCGUCAAACGUAUUCAACAAGGCUUAACAGCUUUGCCUCCUUCGCCAACUUCAAAUGCAAUCGAUGACUUGAACAGUGAUGCAUUGCAGUUGUGGGAUGGUACAAUCGAUUUCGACGCUUUCAACAAUAUCCCAAUUGCUGAUUUCCUUCUAUCGCCUCCUCGUCUCACGGUUAGCUUGGCACAACAACAUCAACAAGAACAACAACAAAUCCAACAACAGAACAAUGAUAUCCCAUCAACAGCAAGCAUGACUGCUGCUGCCGUGACUGCAGCCUCUUCAUUUGGCGCAAUGAAUGAUGACACAAAGAGAAGAAGGACUUCAUUGACCGUUUCUGAUACACCUCAAAGGCCAUUAUCAGCUCAAACGGUUAUGCAAUCCACUCCUCCAAAUUCAUUCGCUCAAAUGCAAGCUAGAUCGGCAAGCAUUCAAAGCUCAGUUGCUUCAAGCCGUGUUACCCAAACGCCAAACUCAUUCACAACUUCUCUUACAGCAUCUUCCAUCUUUGACAGUGGAGGUAGCCCUUUGAACACUUUGGAGAACAAGAUGGGGAUGACAAACGGUGUUCGUCAACGUCGUCGUUCUUCAAUUUCUGGUGAUUGCACAAGCGAAAUUGCAUCUUUGACUGCUGGCUUGAAUGUUCCAUCAAUCAUUGCACCUGUUGCAGUUCACGGUAUGAACAUGCAAAACGAUCACUCAAUCGCACCAAGCUCACAAUGCCCUACUCCUCAACCUGUUCUUGAAUCUCAACCAAUGACAAGCAUGAUUAGCCAAGGAACAAGUAGCUCUUUGGAACGUUCAGACAGCAAAGGUGAAUCACCCAACAGUAAAGGUGCAGAUGUUUGGCCAGAUGAUGUUGAAGUUGCUUUCUGGGAAGCUCUUCGUUUGAUCCCUAAACUUGGACGUCGCAAAGUCUUGGUUCACGGUAAGCCAUGCGGUCGCAAUGAAUUGAUUGCUGAUUAUAUUGAACGCAAGACUGGCAAAACACGUACACGUAAGCAAGUUUCAAGUCACAUUCAAGUUUUGAAGAAUAUCAAAAAAGGUGAUGCAGAAUUCCAACAAUUGAUCGCUGAACCACAAACAGAGGAAGAUUUCUAUAUCCCUGCAGGUGGAAUGAUGUACGCCCAAACUUUGGCAAGUUACGGUUAUGGUGGUUUGGGUGGACCAUUGUUUGCUCCCGACGGAAAUGCAAACUUGUUCUCACCUUACUCAAGCAGUAUGCACAGCAGUCCAUUGCCACCUGUUUCUCAUCAUGAAGGCUUGAACACACCCGCCACGGCUGGAAUGACUGCCGCUUUCAAUGGAAUGCACAUCCCUUCGCCUGGUUUGGCACCUCAUGAUCCAAAAGCAAACAUGUCUCCUUCUUGCCCUAUCUUGCCUGCAAGCUUCAGUAUGUGGGUUCAUUGCAGUAGCAGCGAAGAUCGUCACGUUUACACAACAUUGGAACGCAAGAGCAAUCAAGUCAAUACUACAUUGCCACGUCUUUCGCUUGAUUCCGUUCGAUUGGGUCAAUACCGUUUCCCAAGAUUGGCAGAAAUGUAUCAUCAUUUGCCAUGUCAAUUCUUGCACAUCUACGUUCCAUUGGCUGUGCCACGUGCUGAUGUUUUGUUGCCACGUUAUGACCACUUCAGCACCCAAUUGAGCUUGACAAGUCAACAAGAAACACGAUUGACCAGUGUUACAACCGUCUACUCUCACGGUAAACGUGUCUUAUCACUUGUUGAACCUCUUGAUUCACCUCGUCGUGUUUCAGGUCGUGCUUCUUCUGCUGCUCCAGGAACAGAUGAUAUCAAUAACGGAAUUGCAUCUCCACGAUCCAACAACAAUUCUCUCACGGUCAAUGAUGCAACUUCUCAACCAAAGCACAAGUUCUGGCACCAAGCUCCAUUUGCAACCGAUUUCUGGGCAGACUUCCUCAGCCGUAACCAUCCUGUCAAUGUUUACAAUUCAGGAGAAGCUGUUCAAUCGUUCGGCAAAGAGCCAAGUGAACGUGCUGCAUUGGGAAUGGCUGUUUCCGGUGUUACAAUCGUGCAGGAAUUUGUGAUUGCAAGCAACGAUCAAGCUGGAUCUCAACAACAAGCAUCUGCAUCAGCUGAAGCACCUUCUAUGAAUGGCACUUCAUCUGCUAUUUUGAUGAAUGAUACAGGAAACCACAUCAGUCCAGGAAGCAAAGUUGGUAAUGUUGUUUUGGUGAUUGCCUGGGAUUUGGAAUGUGUCGAAGCAUUGAACGGUGAAGCAGGUACACCAGUCGUUUCACUUUUGACUGCCGCCUCACCUUCGCCUAGACCAUCCAUGUUGAUGCCUUCUCCUCAACCUAAUACGUUGGGUUUGAUGAGCACAACGCCAAACAGAUCCCCUGCCAUGGGAGGUAUGCAACAAUUGAUGUCUGCAAACAGUGCACAAGCAUCACCAAUGAUGUUGCAACCUUCCCUUUCACCUUGGCAACAAUCCACUCAUCUUUCACCUCAUUCUCCAAGCGUUCAGAUCACGCAAAUGCAUAGUCAACAAGAAAUGCAAGGUCAACAUCAUCCAUCAUUGUUGCAAAAGCGUGGAAUGGCAGAUUCAAAGCAUAAUUUGAACAUCUCCAUUCCAUCUGCUCCUAUGCUUGGCGUUCAAACAGGACCAAUGAGUGCAACUUCAAAUGGUAUGCUUUCACCUUAUGUUGCUGCUAGUCAACCUGCUUCUCUUGCACCUAGUCCAACAUCUGCAAUGACCCACAAUGCAGCUGCUUGGGGAUUGAUGCAACAACGUACGAUGAAUGCAUCCACUCCUGUUACACCAUUCCCUCAAAUGGUUGGAACUCCACAAGAGCCUCCAGCCAUUGGUAACACAGCUGAUGAAAUUGCACGUGGUAACCGUGAAAGGUUGGCAAGAGCAUGGGCAGCUGCUGCAGCCGCUGCAAACACCAAUGGCAACAUCAACACAUCCAACGAAAUCUCAAACAACAAUGCUAUGGGAUUACAGUUGCAUUCUCCUUUGGACGUCUCGUUCGGAUCGCAAGCCAAUAUGUCAAACGGUGAUCAAUCGCACAAUCAUUCUCAGUCUCAAGGAAGACUUGCUCCACCAAUGUUCAACUUCGAGACAAUUGGUAACAAUGGAUCCAGCGUCAGCUCAAUGUCAAGCGCAAUGUCCAGUCCAAUGCCUUCUUCAUCUACCUCUCUUGCUCCUUCCUCUUCUGCUUUGGGCAUCACAGGAGUGAAUAACGGUCCACUAAUGUCACCUGCUCACUUUGACGUACCAUCUGCAUCAAAUGGUAAUGGAUCGAACGAUUUCAAUGCCGCUUUUGGUAACUUUGACGCUUCAAACAUGGGCUCAAUGGACAACAUGACAACACAAGAAUGGAUGGACCAAUUAUUGCAAAGCGUUGGUGUUUCAUCCGAUCAAAAAUGAUUGGAAAUCAGCUUUUUGCUCUUCAAACCAAAAAGAAUGACAAUUUUCAAAAUAUACCCAAGCAUCUGUUCAAAACUUUUAUAUCUUUUCUUGCUCUUUCUUUGACCGUGUCUUUAAGAAAAGCUCAAUCUCACCUCGUGCUCAACAGUCUCGGUUUCUGGUCGCCUUUUUCACUGUAUCUCUAUCUCUUUCAGCCGUCUUGCAUCAAAGUCUACAACGCAAAGACUAUAUCCUGUUUCAUAUGCUAUCGCUCUAUCAGCAACUUUUCUAAUCUCGCUCAUUUUUUCAUUCUUUCUCUUUCUUCCUCCUACCCUCGUCAUUCAUUUACCUGUUCUAUUUCCAUUCUUUCUUUUGUCGUGCCCU
This is a messenger RNA of Meira miltonrushii, 4674 nucleotides long. RefSeq lists its product as uncharacterized. Gene Ontology annotation, biological process: regulation of transcription by RNA polymerase II. Gene Ontology annotation, molecular function: DNA-binding transcription factor activity, RNA polymerase II-specific; RNA polymerase II cis-regulatory region sequence-specific DNA binding. The coding region runs from base 478 to 4311 and encodes 1277 amino acids. The transcript has a single exon. Gene Ontology annotation, cellular component: transcription regulator complex. The record is from RefSeq and is a predicted model, not a curated record. Lineage: Eukaryota; Fungi; Basidiomycota; Exobasidiomycetes; Exobasidiales; Brachybasidiaceae.